AUGUGUUGCUAUUCUAAUUGAUCGUCAACGAACUGUAACCAUUUCAUUCCGCCUUGUCAUCUGGCGAGUCGUGUUAUUGUUACAAUUGUUUGCAAUUUCCUCAUUACAUUUCAACCGGGUUUGUUCGUGAGGAAGGAAUUUAAAAAGGUUCAGUCAAUAUCUAUAGAAAACGUAAAAAUUAACUAAAUUUGCCAUAACAAAAAUCCUGAUGCAAGUUACUAGUUUUCUUUUCUUUGCUUCCUUAACGGUGUUCUGGCAUGAAGUGUCAGGUAAACAGAAGAUUGUUUGCUACUUUAUCAACUGGGCUUGGUACAGAUCUCAACCAGGAAAUCUUCUGCCAGAGGAUGUGGAUCCCACUCUGUGCACACACAUCAACUAUGCUUUUGCUAUACUGGAUAAAAACAAACUGAUUAUGAAAUCAAGCGACGAAUGGGCGGACAUCAACAACAAAUUCUUCCAGAGAGUCAAGAGUCUCAAAUCUUUGAAUCCAGACUUGAAAACGCUCAUUUCUCUAGGUGGAUGGGAAGAUAGCAGGUCCGAUAAGUAUUCCCGUCUUGUCAACGAUUCUACGAAGAGGAAGAAUUUUAUUACUCAAGUUGUCAAGUUCUUAAAGCAGUAUAACUUUGAUGGCUUAGAUAUAGACUGGGAAUAUCCCAAAUGUUGGCAAGGAAAUUGCACAGCCGGACCUGACACAGAUAAAGAGGAUUUUGCAACAUGGGUUAAGGAACUAAGAGAGGCUUUCAAUGCAGAAGAAAAAUAUUAUCUGUUGACAGCCGCAGUUAAAGCUGACGGAAAAGUCCUUGACAUUGGAUAUGACAUACCAUCUAUUACAAGGGAUUUGGAUUUCAUUAAUAUCAUGACCUAUGACUUCCACAGUUAUACGGAAGGAGUAACAAGACAUCAUGCCCAGUUUGAUUUCCGACCAGAGGAUCCAUCUUCAACUCCAACAAUGAUAAGUAGUACCAAAGCGUGGAUAGAAAGAGGAGCCGCAAAGAAUAAGCUAGUCAUCGGAAUUCCAGCCUAUGGCAGAUCGUUCCGUCUGACCAAUCCAGAAAACAAUGGACUGGGUGCUUCGACUUCCGGUCCCGGAAAUCCUGGAAAUAUAACCAAGGGAAGCGGAACGCUUGGAUUUUACGAGAUUUGCAUCAACAUAAAAAGUGGUUGGAAUAAAGCUAGAGAUCCUUCAGUGGGAAGUUGGGCCUAUGAAGAUGAUCAAUGGGUGAGCUAUGACGACCUAGAAGACGCUUCACGAAAAGCGAAAUGGGCUUCGUCUGAAGGCUUUGGAGGUGUCAUGGUGUGGGACUUGAGUACUGACGACACAAAAGGCACGUGCUGCUCUACUAAAUUUCCUUUCCUUAAGGCCAUGAAUUAUGGCAGCUCUGGGGAAGGCUCAUCUCCGUCCACUUAUGGAUGCCCAUGAUAUAUUUUCAUAAUUCAUUUAAUUGUUAUCAUAAUACGUUGUUAUGAAAUUAAUAUAAUCCGUAAUCGUUUCCUGUACUACAAAUUUCAUAUCUCUUUGAUCGAUUCAUGGUAGAAUGGAUCCACAUUUAAUAAACAUAGAUUGGAGGUAA
Stegodyphus dumicola is the source of this 1571-nucleotide messenger RNA. Its product is annotated as chitinase-3-like protein 1. Gene Ontology annotation, cellular component: extracellular region. Gene Ontology annotation, biological process: chitin catabolic process; carbohydrate metabolic process. NCBI's taxonomy places the organism in Eukaryota, Metazoa, Arthropoda, Arachnida, Araneae, Eresidae. The record is from RefSeq and is a predicted model, not a curated record. Gene Ontology annotation, molecular function: chitin binding; chitinase activity.